GGCCCUGUAAGGUAUUUCCUGCUUCAUGUAUUUCAUUCUGAAUUACUAUGUUUCCUUGUGUUCCCAUGUUACUUUGUUUUACUUCAUACUCUGCUUAUGUUUGCAUAAUUGUCUUUGCAAAGGAGCCUUGAAUAUUUUCUACCACAGUACCUUCUCGUGUGUGUGUGUGUGUGUAUACAGUCAGGUUUUGUUGGAUUCUGAACCGCUGUUCUGCUGUACUUUCUAUACAUGUUCAGCUGUUUGAAAAUUCCUGAGUGCCUAAUUGUGAUCAUCACAGCCUUACAAUUUACCUACUUCCGGUUUUAACUAACAGUCUUAAUAUAAAGCAUGACCUUCCAAAGGCUUGUGUGGAUUGGAUUGUGUGGAUUGUGUGAAAUGGAUUAAGAAAGGCUUGUCAGAGAUGCGCCACGGCUUCGGUAGCGGCCGUCUCUCUUCCUCGCCUUGAGCCACGCCAGCUCCUGCCUCCUGAGACCGUUGAAAUCGGGUGCUCCCUGCCCACACGGUAACCAUGUGCGACCGAAAGGCGGUGAUCAAAAAUGCGGACAUGUCGGAGGAGAUGCAACAGGACAAGGUGGAGUGCGCUACCCAGGUGCUGGAGAAAUACAACAUAGAGAAGGACAUUGUGGCCCAUAUCAAGAAGGAGUUUGACAAGAAGUACAAUCCCACCUGGCACUGCAUCAUGGGGAGAAACUUCGGUAGUUAUGUGACACAUGAAACCAAACACUUCAUCUACUUCUACCUGGGUCAGGUGGCCAUCCUUCUGUUCAAAUCUGGUUAAAAGCAUGGACUGUGCCACACAUCCAGUGAUCCAUCCAAAAACAAGGACUGCAGCCUAAAUUCCAAAUAUCAGAGACUGAAAUCUUCAGCCUUGCUAAGGGAACACCUCAAUCUUUGAACCUUUAUUGUGUUUUGUACAGGGCAUUCUCUGUACUAGUUUGUUGUGAUUAUAAAACAAUUAGUAAAACAG
Molecule: messenger RNA, 967 nt
Organism: Perognathus longimembris pacificus (Pacific pocket mouse)
Lineage: Eukaryota; Metazoa; Chordata; Mammalia; Rodentia; Heteromyidae
Product: dynein light chain 1, cytoplasmic-like
Exons: 1
Coding region: 509-778 (89 amino acids)
Biological process (GO): cilium assembly; microtubule-based process
Cellular component (GO): cytoplasmic dynein complex
Molecular function (GO): dynein intermediate chain binding; dynein light intermediate chain binding
Source: RefSeq, a predicted model, not a curated record